GUCAGACGAUGACGUCACCUUCGGUUAGACGGACAGCUGAAAGGCAGAGGCUUCUUGUUGACGCUUUGUUUUGAUCGCGUUUGUUUGGAUUUUUUGACGUUUCACCAACAUUCCCAGCGGAUCCAGAAGCUUGUGCCGUCACGCAUCCGUGCGGGGAUCCAGCAAAGAUGAAAUGGAUGUUUAAAGAGGACCAUUCCCUCGAGCACCGAUGUGUGGAGUCAGCCAAAAUACGCAACAAAUACCCGGACAGAGUACCGGUGAUCGUGGAGAAGGUCUCCGGCUCUCAGAUUGUCGACAUUGAUAAGAGGAAGUACCUGGUGCCUUCGGACAUUACGGUGGCCCAGUUCAUGUGGAUCAUUCGGAAACGCAUCCAGCUGCCUUCAGAGAAAGCCAUCUUCCUGUUUGUUGACAAAACGGUUCCCCAGUCCAGUCUGACGAUGGGCCAGCUGUACGACAAGGAGAAGGAUGAAGACGGCUUUCUGUAUGUGGCCUACAGCGGAGAAAACACGUUCGGGUUUGAAGCCUUCUGUGCAGCACGUGGUUAACGCUUCACUGAGCACUCAGCCUUCCCCCUCUCACACACACACACACACACACACACACACUGUGAGGCCUGAAAUCAACACAGGCCUUUACAUGUGGUACUCUAGAAAUCCUUAAACACACUUCAGUUUUUGAUACUGAAAUAUAUAAAUUUAUUGGGUUUAAAACCCAAAAUGCUCCAGUGAAUAAAGUUUUUUUGGUCUAGUUUGGAUGACUAUACGCACAGGGAAAAUGCUCAGAUGUUUCAAGGACAGUUAUGAGGAGGAAAUUCUGAAACACUGCCUUUAAAUCCGAUCCAACACGUCACAGACACAAAAACACGAAAAUAACAGCCUCCAUCCGCCCACGUUUUCUUUGUUUCCCCUUUUUUGUGUUCAUCCAAAGCGAGAAAGAAACUCUGUGAUCUUUAGCAUUAAAUCUCCAGGUAGAUGCUUUAAAAUCGUGAAUAUGGAUUGAUGGCUGGUGAGUCCAGCUCAGGGUUGACUGCAUCAGCUUUCAGUGCUUCCUCAGUCUGGCUGGUUUUAUAUUUGCACAUUAUGGUUGCUGAUUCAGGAUGCUGAACUGUGAUAUUUAUCUGCUGGCAGGCAAACACUUAUUCUUAAAUAUUAGUCUGUAGAUUCUCAAGAAUUUAAGACGCAACAGAAAAGUGAAGAAUUAACUGAUGAAUACCACCUUUAUUUCAGCUACCUACAAGCAAAGACAGGAAGAUGUUAGGUAAGAUUUGCUUAUGAAGCUUCUGCAGCUCAUUCUUCGAUUUUUCAGCAACAUUAAACUAGGGAUCCAUUUAUAUGGUAUAAUUUUAAUGAAGUGGCAAAGAAUAUGCAGGAUAAAAAUGAAAAAGUCAAAUUUGUUUUCAAGUUUUUUUUAUUAAACAGAGUUUUAUUUAUUGCAUUUUAUGUUUGCAUGCAUCAGUCUGACAGUUUUUGUUUUUUUGCAUCUAAUAGUUGUAAAAAGCAAUUUAAGUUGUUAAAAUUGCAUUUGCUCUAAUAAAAUAUAUAGUUUGUUUUUCUUUGUAGCAUUUUAGUUUUAAUUGUUGGAUAAUCUAGAGUAUCUGGAAUAUGUGACCCAAAAGAUGGUGGCUGCAUCUUUUCUGCAUUUCGUUAUCAGCUUGAAUAUCAAAUAAAUGUUGCCCUUCUAUUGCUUUUUUUUUUUUUUUACAACUUCAAAGAUUUGGAUCACAAUUCUAUGUGCAGGUCCAAAUAUUUAUACAUCCCUGCUAAUUAUUAAUUAAAAUAUCCCAAGUUGGUGGGAAUCCUGAACUUUUUGCAGAAUUUAACAAGCUUGGGAUCAUUGUCCUGUUUUAACUGGCUAGUUGUUGCUUUGAGGUAAAAUGCAUUAAUUUAAAAGCAGUCUUUUGUCUUCGUCCUUCCAUAAACAUCUGCAGUGCAUCAAUUAUUACAUCAAUUAUUAUUAUUUUUUUAAAUAUAUAUAUUUUGGAGCAUUAAAGGGUUUGUCUUUUACUUUUUUUUGUAGCCUCUAUAUAUGGGUCGUGCGCUUAACCCCUACACCAGCAGUGCUGCGCCCACCACCAUGCUUUACAGUUAAAACACUGCUCCCUAAUAAUAUUUUUGUCAUGACGACCAAAUACCUGAUCUGACUAUAAAACCUUUCUUUAGAGAGGUUUUGGUUUGUCCAGGUGUGCAGCUUGAUAGUGGAAAAAAUCCAUUAGGUCAUCUUGUUUAGUAUCUGUUUUACUAUGUGUGUCCUAGAUCUAUGAGAUGUCCAGUUCAGACUAGAUCUACUCUUGCAAGCUCAGCAUGCCACACCUAGAGACGCCUGGCAUGAAAGGCCUUUCUGAUAUGAAAGUAGUCUUUACCCAAGAGAAGAUACCUCUCUACUCUCUGAGGCAUCACAUCAUGCUGACCUAUUUUAGCACUCUGAUGGUCAAGGUCUGUUUUAUCUCCCUGUCUCUGUAAUGUGAACUACUUUCUCAUUUUGUGAGGGGUUAUAAAAACUCGGUUUUUCCCCGUUUACAGCAGGACGGGCAGACUGAGACACAGGUUUGGUUGUAUCCUCUGUCCGUUCUCGAUUCUUUCAAUUUAAUAAAAGUGCUACUUUGAUUCCCACUGUUCUCCUUGCUGAGUGAAUUUAUUAAGUUGCAUUUUGUUUUUUCCAUUAACAAGCUGCAGAUUUCAGUUGUGCAACAUGAUCUUCAUUUCAGGAUCUGUCAGUCUAUGGGGAUGUUAAACUGGCUUCGCUGUGGACAUUGAUGAUGGUGUUGCAGCAUCUUCCAGUUUAUGCUAGGCUUGAGCUUUGGUGGUCCCUGGGUGGUACUCUGACAUCCUAACCAAUUCUGUUCAUCUGGGGGAGUCAGUUUGGGUCAGACAAAGGAAACUUGGACACCAUUGGUUGUUCUAGCACGACACUGAACCCAAACACACAGAAACUGGUUUUGGAAGGUAUAAAGCAGGUUAACAUUAGGCUUCAGGAGUGGCCCUGAAUUCAGAAACCAGCCAGUUUGAACAAUCUUUACCAUUUCUGCCAAGAGAAGUUGUGAAAAUUUCACACAGGAUUAUGCCAAAACUUUGUUUAGGUCUACAAAAAAAAUAAAACUUGUGGUUACUCUCUCAAAUGGUAAGAGGCAUUUGACCAAAUAUCAGUGAGGGUGUAUGUAUAUAUUUGAGCUUGUAUUGUGACGCUGUGUAGAUCAGAGAAAAUCCCAAAAACCUCUGCACCCAGUUCUUGUUUAAAAAAAAAAAAAAUCACUGAAGUUGUUUGUUAUAUGACCAUUUCACCCAGGAAAACGAAAAGUGUUACAGUAACACUGCACCAUAAAAGGCAGAGUGUAACAGGACAUUAAUGCCAAUCAUGUGUUGGGCACUUAAAGCUAUGCUUUUUAUUGCGAGACACUGAAUAUUCAGUAAAACACAUAAAUACAGUGAACCAAACCUGAAGACUAUCCAAAACGAUCUAUCACUUUAAAAUCUUCCCAAUCUCUGGAGAACAUCCUAAGACCCCACAUGUUUCCAGAUCCACAGUGGGGUCUCGCCCCUGGCGACUGAGCUAAAUGAACAGAAAUGUAGUUUGUCUGAAUAUUCACCUGCAUUUAUCGGGUCAUGACGAUCCACAAAAUAUUGGCCAAAAAAAAACAACAACACAAUUUCACUUUUAGUCCAGGUUUCUCCAAAGAAUUUCAAAACUUAAAAAUCUUUGGUGGGAAACCAAACUAGAGACUGCUAGAAAACAUUUAAAUCACCUACAGAGAUUAGUUUAUGUGAGAUUUUGUUUUUAAACUGAUUCUUUUCCCUCAGUAGUUUUAAAAAGUUUUAUACCAAGUACCAACUCAGUAAAUACUAAGCUUUCUGGGUACCAUCUUGUUAACAGAAAUUUCGAAACAGUAGUACAACAGGAACUGAUUAAUGUCACACAGAGAGAUAUUUCUAAUGUUUCAUUUGAUAGACAGCUGCUGCUGACAUCAUCAGGAGUGGUUUAACGCAAGGAAUUUGCCAGUUGUAACCCAUGUAGUGGACAUACCUGUGUUUGGUUGCUCUUGAAGCACUGACUCCAGCUGCAGUGAACCUUGAAAAUCUCACCCAAACUUUCAGUGGUUUUUACUUCCCCUUAAAACUGCAGUUAUCACCAUUGCUUGUUCAGGUUUUUCUACCAGUUUUUCCUUCCACUCAACUUUCCAUAUUAUGUUUGGAUACAUCACUCCAUGAACAGCCAACUUCUUUAGCAAUGACUUUUAGUGGCUUACUCUCCUGUCUGCUGGACAACUGUCAAUUGAAUCCCUAUUAAAAAUAUUUUAUUUAUUUUAUGUAAUACUCAAAUUUUCUAAGAAACUGAAUUUAGGAUUUAAUUCACCAUAAGCCAUAAUAAUCAAAACAACAGAAAUAAACACUUGAAAUAAAUCACUCUGAGUAAUAAAUUUAAAUGACUUUGACUUUUCAAUUAUAUUCUAAUUAAAUAAAUUGGACCUGUAAGUAGCCAGCAGCACGUUAAUUGGCUUUGUAUUUACCUUGUGAAUGUUUGGCUCCAUAAAAUCUUCUCUGUGUACCACCAAAGGCAACCCACGUACCACCAGCAGUACCGGUCUUGUCCCAGUUUGAGAACUGUGGAUAUAGACAGGGAACCGCUCUGAACCAGAUGAGAAAAUAAGAAGAUUUUAAGCAGAAGAAGAUUGCAGUCAUGACUGAAAACAUCAAUUUCAGGCAGAAUGAAUUGAUCUGUGCUCUAAAAGGUCCAAGCAAGCAUGUUCUGAACAUGAAUGGUGAUGUUUAAACACAGAAUGGUAAACAAGAGAAAUACUCUUAAUUGAGGGAAACAUAAAAACCACACAGAACAGCUUGCAUGCAGUAAUUAAUCACAUGUAUUCAGACGUUUUCUCCCAUUUAUGUUAAACUGUAAUCUGAUUAUCACAUAUUUUCUGAUUAUUCCUUUAGUUUUUACUGAUAUUUUGGAACUCUGUUUGGCAAAAAAUUAUAGUAAAAAGUAUUUUUCUUUCUGUGCAUGUCAUAGAAGUGGGAUUUUUCAAAACGCUGGCAACUGGCUGAAUUCUUAACGAUUAACAGCAGAAAUCCCCAAUCAUGAAGUAACAGAGGAAUGUUUUUAUUUGUAAUGAACCUGCUCACAUGUAGCAUAAACAGCACUGCUGGUAGGAUUUCUCUGAUUUAUUUAAAUCUUUUCUCUCAGAUGAAGCUGACAUUUUCACUACAGCUGUAGUUUUUUUGGUGCUGAAUCGCUCUUUUCAACCUUUGUCUGACCUUUUUACAAAAAUCCCACCCGAGCCCCACAAAGAUGAAACCCCGGUUUUAACAGCAUGGUCUGCUGAAGAGAAAAUGUUGAUGGAACGUGAAGAUAGAUGAGGAAUGUCAUUUAUUGUUCUCCAUGUUGUUUGAUCAUCAAUGUUAAAGACAUGAAAGGAUUUUCAAUAUUUGUAAAAAUUUAUGUAGCCGAACAAUGUGAUCAAUAAAAACAAUAAGAAACUGA
Messenger RNA from Girardinichthys multiradiatus, 5472 nucleotides. It is a transcript of the gene gabarapl2, whose product is annotated as GABA(A) receptor-associated protein like 2. Gene Ontology annotation, molecular function: ubiquitin protein ligase binding. The record is from RefSeq and is a predicted model, not a curated record. Lineage: Eukaryota; Metazoa; Chordata; Actinopteri; Cyprinodontiformes; Goodeidae. Gene Ontology annotation, cellular component: cytosol; autophagosome membrane; autophagosome. The transcript has 4 exons. Bases 168 to 545 code for a protein of 125 amino acids. Gene Ontology annotation, biological process: macroautophagy; cellular response to nitrogen starvation; autophagy of mitochondrion.